Messenger RNA from Perkinsus marinus ATCC 50983, 249 nucleotides. RefSeq lists its product as hypothetical. The transcript is spliced from 4 exons. The coding region runs from base 1 to 249 and encodes 82 amino acids. NCBI's taxonomy places the organism in Eukaryota, Perkinsozoa, Perkinsida, Perkinsidae. Gene Ontology annotation, molecular function: calcium ion binding. The record is from RefSeq and is a predicted model, not a curated record.
AUGCUCUACACGAGCGGUGUUAAUUGGAUGACUAUGGAACAGAUGAAGGGCGCAUUCAGAGGCGUUGAUCUGAAUCAAUCGGGCGGCCUCCAUCUCACUGAGUUAGCACAAGCCAUCGCUGCCACUGACCAUGAUUGCAAGCAACUCUUGAAAGGUACCAUCCCCCCUGAUGAGUUUCUAGAAAGGGUCCUUGCAGCGAGCGAGACGGUGUCAAUUACGCCUCGUCGAAGGAAGUAUGUGAACCACUAG